GAUCCCUUCUCUAUGCGAUACAUUUCCGUUGACGACGUUAUCAGAUCCCUCGUUGUCAUUGGCCCCGGGGCCCUAAUGGCCAAGUUCGACGUGCAAGCUGCCUACCGUAACAUUCCGAUCAACGUCUCCGACCGACAUCUGUUAGGCAUGUACUGGCGAGAAUCUUUCUAUGUUGACUUGGUGCUACCUGCGGUUCGCCGUUACCUUCAGGUUCGAGGCAACGCUCCCGGGUCACUGUUCGUGUUAUCCGAUGGCUCUCCGCUAACACCGGUGGUGGUCAACUGUUGGCUCCGUGCGAUUUUAUCCAACUUGAGCAUACGUGGUACCUUACUCCAGUCACACUUUUAG
Messenger RNA from Paramuricea clavata, 348 nucleotides. NCBI's taxonomy places the organism in Eukaryota, Metazoa, Cnidaria, Anthozoa, Malacalcyonacea, Plexauridae. The record is from the annotation of a GenBank genome assembly.